Messenger RNA from Chrysochloris asiatica (Cape golden mole), 912 nucleotides. RefSeq names its product coiled-coil domain-containing protein 92-like. Bases 1 to 912 code for a protein of 303 amino acids. Lineage: Eukaryota; Metazoa; Chordata; Mammalia; Afrosoricida; Chrysochloridae. The transcript has 5 exons. The record is from RefSeq and is a predicted model, not a curated record.
AUGCAGCUUCAGUGGCAAAAUAAAAGUGACAGCAAUGGUAAAAUUGCCAACGUGGUGGCAACAGGGCCCCAGAGUGGAGGAGACAAUGAGGAAUCUAAAGAUGGGAGAAGGACAGACUACCCAGCAGGGUUCAUCUUGUCAUUCUCCUCAGGUGGGGCCCAGGUCUGGGUUGCCAUGGAUACCGUGUCCCUGGAGCAUCAGAUCCAGAGUGUGCAGCGUCACAUCAGCUUCCUGAAAAAGGAGCAGAUGGCCUUGCUCCGUGACCUGCACCUGGAGAUCCUAAGGCUGCAGAAACGCUGCUCAGAACUGACCCAUGACCUGGAGAUGAGAGAAGCCCAAACUCACCAGCAAGAGGUGGCGUCCCUGGAACUGGAGACCAAGUGCCGCGCGCUGGAGUCCCAAUUGGCGGAGCGGGCCGCGGCCAAUGCAGAGCUGCGGCAAGAGGUGGCGCAGCGCGAGGCGCUAGUGUCGGCGCUGCGGAGCAGCCUGCGAGCGGAAGAGCGCCGCUUCCUGGAGGAGCUGCGCCGCCGCAGCCAUCGCGCCACGGUGCUGGGCACCGAGCUGCAGAAGCACACCGAGGCGGCUGCCUACCUCUCCUGUCAGCUACACGCGGCACGCCAGAGACUGCAGGCCCAGCGCCCAGCCCACAACCCCGGCCUUGCCAGAGCCAGCCCGCCCCGCCCAGCCCGCCCCGUGCGCCCAUGGAACCCGAGUAGGCACGGAGCCGGAGGGGUGGGGAUGGGGGGAAGCCCACCCGGACCCCGGCUGCAGCCGCGGUCCCGCAGGCAGUUCCCAGGGCUGAGGGUCGCCGGCCUCUCCUCCGAGAAGUGGGCGGAGCCUGGCCUAGGCCUGGGGGACCCACCUGGCCGAAAGAAAGAGACCCCCAUCCCAGCUCCUGGAAUAUCUGGGUAA